Penicillium verhagenii is the source of this 903-nucleotide messenger RNA. RefSeq names its product SDR family oxidoreductase. The transcript has 3 exons. The record is from RefSeq and is a predicted model, not a curated record. Bases 1 to 903 code for a protein of 300 amino acids. Lineage: Eukaryota; Fungi; Ascomycota; Eurotiomycetes; Eurotiales; Aspergillaceae.
AUGACUGGGCAACUCACAUGGCUGGUGACAGGCUGUACAUCGGGGAUGGGAGAGAGUUUGGUCCACGCAAUUCUUGAAGCAGGCGACCGAGUGAUUGCCACAGGAAGAGGACGAGAAAGCAGCGGCGUUGAACGCUUGUCCCACUUGAAAGAUGCCGGAGCUGCCGUGAUGGAGCUCGACGUCACUGCACCGGAGCAUGUGAUCAAAGCCAAAGUUGCAGAAGCUUGGAAUAUAUACGGUCAGAUCGAUGUCCUGGUAAACAACGCCGGGUACAUCGACGUGGGCAUAUUUGAAGAACUCGAUGAGAAAUCUUUAACGCGCGCUCUUCACACUAACGCAAUCGGUCCGCUAAAUUUAACACGUGCCUUCCUCCCUUACAUGCGCAGCAGAGGAACAGGAACACUACUCUUCAUGUCCUCUGUGGGCGCAUAUUACGGCACGCCCGGCGCCAGCUCCUACAGUGGCUCCAAGGGAUUACUCGAAGCGAUAGUGCCCAACAUUGCAGCUGAAGGAGCGCCAUUCGGCAUUCGAACCUGCAUGCUCAUCCCAGGCUUCUUCCGCACAAAAGUAUGGACGCCCGGAAACAUUUUCUACAGAGCGCCCAAUCCGUUACCGGAAUAUGCGGAGAUCAACAAGGGCCUACACACUUUCUGCAUUGAUGGAGACGGGAAACAGCCCGGAGACCCUCGAAAGGCGGCAGAUGUUAUUUUGGAUGCUGUGAAGGGGCAGGGGUUGUGUGCUGGGCGGGAGUUGCCGCCUUUCCUGCCGCUAGGACCGGAUGGGGUGCAAAUCAUCCGCGAGAAUUUAGAGGGGAGAUUGAAGGUCGUCAAGGAGUGGGAGGAGGUGGCUUCUGCGACGAACUUUUCAGAUCUCACGCCGAUUAUCGAGAAGGCGAAGCUCUGA